Molecule: messenger RNA, 285 nt
Organism: Knipowitschia caucasica
Lineage: Eukaryota; Metazoa; Chordata; Actinopteri; Gobiiformes; Gobiidae
Source: the annotation of a GenBank genome assembly
AUGCCUCGGUGUGGAAACUCUGACACAUUUCUGUCUCUAGACCCCCAGCACCAGUCGGUCCCGUACCAUUACUACGAGCCCCAUGGUCCAGACGAGUGCACCAUGUUCGUGUCCCAUGAGCGGGGCAGGCGCGGCAGUCAUCACCGCUUCAUCACCGAGAAGCGGGUCUUCGCCGGCUGGGCCCGGACCUUUGACAUCCACUUCUACCAACCGGACUGGAGCCCCCCGCCGCUGCCGGCCAAUCACACGGCAGAGGAGGCGGAGACUAGCUCGCCCCAGACGUGA